This is a messenger RNA of Oryzias melastigma (Indian medaka), 1548 nucleotides long. Its product is annotated as gap junction beta-6 protein. NCBI's taxonomy places the organism in Eukaryota, Metazoa, Chordata, Actinopteri, Beloniformes, Adrianichthyidae. The transcript has 5 exons. The record is from RefSeq and is a predicted model, not a curated record. Gene Ontology annotation, biological process: cell communication. Gene Ontology annotation, cellular component: connexin complex. The coding region runs from base 40 to 723 and encodes 227 amino acids.
UCAGGCCGGCGGAGCGGCAGCUGCUGCCCCUCUGUGAGGAUGUCUUGGCCCGCUCUGUACGCUCAGCUGGUGGGGGCCAAUCGUCACUCCACCUCUCUGGGUAAAAUCUGGCUCUCGGUGCUGUUCAUUUUUCGGGUCAUGGUGCUGAUGGUUGCCGCAGAGACCGUCUGGGGGGACGAGCAGUCGGACUUUGUGUGCAACACCCUACAGCCCGGCUGUGAAAACGUUUGCUACGAUCAGUUCUUCCCCGUGUCCCACAUUCGCCUGUGGUGUCUUCAGCUCGUCUUUGUCGCUGCGCCAACGCUCCUGGUUUCAAUGUAUGUGGCCUACCGUAACCACGGCGACAAGAAGAAGCUCCUACAGAUUUCUAGUAGAACUGGAUUCCUCAGCAGCAAGAGUCCAGAGGAAGAGCUGGAAGCCUUAAAGAGACGCAGACUCCCGAUAACCGGACCUCUGUGGUGGACGUACUUCAUCAGCGUUGUGGCCAAGCUCCUGAUUGAAGUGGGAUUCAUGUACGCCCUGUACGUGGUCUAUGACGGCUUCCAGAUGCCGCGCUUAGUGCAGUGCGACCAGUGGCCUUGUCCCAACCUGGUGGACUGUUUCAUCUCGCGGCCCACAGAAAAAACCAUCUUCACGGUUUUUAUGGCCACCGCCUCCUCCAUCUGCAUGGUCCUCAACGGGGCGGAGCUUGCUUAUCUCGUGACGAAGGCCAUCACGAGGUAGAGGAGCCUGAGCAGGAAGGACGGGAGGCCGACCAGCAGAGAGAAAACGUGGCGUGGGACAAACGAGAGGUCACCUGGUUCUUUGAGGCGCUGCAACUAGAUGAUGGGACCAAAAAAUGUUGUAUUCUAGGACAUAGUUUCUGCAGUGUUCAUUAGAAAUUCACUUUUGAGUUGUGGGCGGGACCAUUGGCACGGAGCAACCCCGCCCCCUUUCCUAUCUUCCAUCAGUUUACACUCUCCUGCUAGCUUACAGCCCCUCGCACCCCUUAGCUUAAAUUAGCGGUGCAGCAAAAAUGGCGAGCAAUAACAGAGCUAUGCAGUCGUCCAGUUUUGAUCCAGCUCAGACGAGGAAAACAAAGACGGACAUGGAUCUAUUUGUCCCCAAACGGAUGGAUUGCAAUAGGGCGGAGCCUAUUUUCUACAUCACAAUUACAAUCUUUUUUCAUCUGCUCCGGAUUUUACAACAAUUUGAAUAAAGAAAUACUCAGAAAUGCAGUUUUUAGUUGAAAUUUCUUAAUAUAUGUCCAUCAUCAAACAAAUGCCUCAAGUAGGUGUCAAAACCACAAUUUUCAUCGGAGUGGGUCUUUAAGCUACUGGUGUUGCUAUGGUAACUCCACAUUAUUGAUGUUAAAAGUGACAAAGCAAUAAAUAAAACUGGGAAUUUAUUCAAGUCUGUGCAACUGGACGGUGCAAAUAUGAAAGCAAGAAGGAGCUUUUUUCUAUAGCUUUGGCGCCAUCUGGUGGCCAUACCUGAAAACAACUGGAGAGUUGACAACAGGUGUUUUCUCUAAAUCUGUCAACAAAAAAGAAUACUGUUUAAGAGUUA